GUUCUGUGAGCUCCUGAGUGGAUGUCGUGGCCGGAAGUGCCCGUGGUGACUGGGAAUAAAUACACAAGCAUUGCAAAGCAGAAAACACCUAUAGAUUUUUUUUAUUUUAUUUUUUAAAUAAAACUGCAACAGAGAAACCAACACCUAAGCUCAGCACCUAAAGUCUAAAUGAAAAUAACACAGCAAAUAAACCCAACAAUAUGGGACAAAAACACAAUUUCUGUUUUUAUGUCACACCAAAACAGGUAUAUAGUUUUAUGACACAGUUAAUAUAUAGGUAGAUAUAUUGGUUGGUUGUGUAGGUAGGUGUUGUCCGCCCCUCUCUGCAGGCGGUGCAGCAGCAGCAGCAGCAGCAGCAGGGGAGGGUCAUAGGGAGUGUCCCGGGCCACCAGCAUAAACUGCGGCUCUGCGCUCCGCCGCUCCGCCGACUCGACGCCUCUCUGCUCCCGCUGCAGCUUGGAACCUCUCACCGCGGCUCACUCAGCUCCACGCCCGUCCGUCAGUCCGUCCGUCCCCGAUCACAACCUCCGCUUUCAGCAGGCAGGAUGGCAGCGCAGCACCCACAGUUCGAGCUGGCCGGACAGCAGCCGGGCCUGCAGGUGUGGAGGGUGGAGAACUUCGACCUGGUGCCGGUUCCGGAGAACCUCCACGGGGGGUUUUACACCGGAGACGCCUACCUCAUCCUCAACACCAUCAAACAGCGCUCCGGGAACCUGCAGUUCGACCUCCACUUCUGGCUGGGUGACUUCUGCACCCAGGAUGAGAGCGGCUCAGCAGCCAUCUUUACGGUCCAGAUGGACGACUUCCUGGGCGGGAAACCCAUCCAGUACCGGGAGGUGCAGGGACACGAGUCCAAAACCUUCCUGGGCUACUUCAAGUCGGGGAUCAAAUACAUGAAAGGAGGCGUUGCGUCUGGGUUCAAGCACGUCGUCACCAACGAGGUGCAGGUCCAGCGGGUGUUUCAGGUCAAAGGCCGGCGUGUCGUCAGGGCAACGGAGGUGCCGGUCAGCUGGGACAGCUUCAACCAGGGAGACUGCUUCAUCCUGGACCUGGGAGAUGAGAUCUACCAGUGGUGCGGCUCCCAGAGCAACCGCUUCGAGAAGCUGAAGGCGACUCAGGUGGCCAAGGGUAUCCGUGACAACGAGCGCAGCGGCAGGGCUCGGGUCUACGUCAGCGAUGAGGGGAUGGAGAGGGAGAAGAUGCUGGAGGUUUUAGGUCCCAAACCGGACCUGCCUGCUGGAGCCUCCGACGACAUCAAAGCCGAUGCUGCCAACAGGAAGAGGGCCAAACUGUACAAGGUGUCCAACGCCAGCGGAGGAAUGACCAUCGCUCUGGUGGCAGCAGAGAACCCGUUCGCUCAGAGCGCACUGGAGUCCGGCGACUGCUUCAUCCUGGACCACGGGUCGGACGGCAAGAUCUUCGUCUGGAAAGGCAAAGACGCCAACAUGGACGAGCGAAAGGCGGCGAUGAAGGCGGCGGACGAGUUCAUCAAGAAGAUGGGCUACCCCAAGCACACGUCGGUGCAGAUCCUGCCGGAGAUGGGCGAGACGCCGCUCUUCAAGCAGUUCUUCAAGAACUGGCGGGACAAGGACCAGACGGUGGGGCUGGGCGUCGCCUACAUCGCCAACAGCAUCGCCAAGAUCGAGAAGGUGCCCUUCGACGCCGCCACCCUCCACGAGUCGUCGGCCAUGGCGGCCCAGCACGGCAUGGUGGACGACGGCAGCGGCGAGAAGCAGAUCUGGCGUAUUGAAGGAUCCGACAAGGCCCCGGUGGAUCCGUCCACGUAUGGACAGUUCUACGGAGGAGACAGUUACAUCAUCCUGUACAACUACCAGCACGGCGGACGUCGUGGACACAUCAUCUACAUGUGGCAGGGGAUGGACUCCAGCCAGGAUGAAAUCGGGGCGUCUGCGAUCCUCGGAGCUCAGCUGGACGAGGAGCUCGGCGGCGGUCCAGUGCAGGUUGUUGGUGCUCCUAUAACCACUCAGGUGAGGGUGGUGCAGGGGAAGGAGCCGGCCCACCUCAUGAGUCUGUUCGGAGGGCAGCCCAUGGUGGUCUACAAGGGAGGCACGUCCAGAGAGGGAGGCCAGUCGGCUCCUGCGGAUGUGCGACUCUUCCAGGUCCGGUCCAACUCUGCCGGACACACCAGAGCUGUGGAGCUCGAUGCCGCGGCGUCCAACCUCAACUCCAACGAUGCUUUUAUUCUGGUGACCCCCGGCGGCUCCUUCCUGUGGGUGGGGGUCGGCGCCAGCGACCCGGAGAAGCAGGGAUCCCAGCAGCUGUGCGACAUCCUGGGAGUGUCGGCCUCCGAGCUGUCCGAAGGAGGAGAGACCGCUAAGUGCUUAUGUUCAUCCAUAUUGACACAAAGCCGGCCGGGUUGCGUCAGCCCUCAGAUGUUAGCAGGGAUCUCAUAACGCUCCAGAAGAAGAAAUUGGCUGCAAACAGUUUCUCACAUAAGAACACCUCGGGCUAACGGUCCAUUUUUUAUGAACAGCCUGCUUUUGAGGACUGACCCGCUAAAGACAAACACAAAAUUCACCUUUUAGAGUUCUGUGAGCCCAAGCUGAUGGUUUUUUCUGUUCAAAACCAAUGCAGCUGUAGACUAAAUGAUCAUCUUAGGGUGGUUCUAAAUCCAUUUACAUAAAAACCAUUUAGUUUUUACCUAUAAAUCUGCACGUUAAAGCUGCACUAAUCAACAUUUUUGAUGUUCAUAAUGGAGUAAAUGAGUGCAGAGUAUAGACACAAACCUACGGCCUUUGAGCCUCUUUUAGCUUGUUUUGUUUUUCAUAGUGAGUCUGGUUUAGUUUCAGCGCUUCAAUCAGCAACAUCAGUCCAGUAACUCACUGCAUCACCUGCAUUAAACUGCACAAACACACAGUUAGCUGCUGCAUUUACCGGCCAACGAGAUGCUUAUGUUUGUGAGGAGUUCGUCUAACCAGUAGGACUUACUUUGAGAACAUUCUUCAGGAUGAACACCUAUUUAUAACAUAAGGAACCUUCUUUAUUCCGACAUACUCACAGAGCUGGAGUUACAUCCAGAACCUACUGUUAGUCGUUGUUUCGUGCACACACGGUUGACGAUGUGGUUGCAGCUGUUGGAUUCUACACUUAAAUGGAACCAGAGAGACUGAAAUGACUGAUUAGAGGCUCGUUCCUGUAAAUGUUUGUGCCAUCCUGCAUCUGAGCCGAGUUCCUGCAAGUAAAGGUCACUACGAGCUAGAGAACAUAGAACUGAGCGUUUAGCAGCUAAAGCACGCUGCAUACUUUUCUAAGACACUCGAACAAACCAGUUGAAGUUCCUUUUGUCAACCCUAAACUCUAUUAACGCUGAAGAGUUAAUCCUGGCAUUUCACAAAAUCUAAGUUAGGAAGAAAAGACAAGACGAAUAAAUAAUCAGAAUAUAAAAGACAGAUAAAGGCGUAUAAAAAUUAAAAGAGUGCUCGAAAGGUUAAAAUAUUAUUUAGAUAAGUUUAAGACAGCUCCAAGGAAAUCAUAAACCGACCUGCUUUUCUUGGUGAGAUCAUUCUAGAGCCACGACUGUAAACGUUCCGUCCUCUUCAGUUUUCAGCCUCUGGAACAGACAAAAGGAUUCAAAAGUGCAAAGUGCUGCAUGUGCCUGAAAAGUAAUGAGUAAAAUCUUAAAAUCAAACUUGUAUUUUACUGGGAGCCGAUGUACAGAGGAGUGACGUGAUCGCGUUUACUGGUUUUGGACAGCUGCAGUCUGGGUUCAGUCAAUAGCUUGGACAAAGUGUGUCCCAGUAAAGAUAGAUCUUUAUCAUGUAAUAGUUUGUCAGUGUGGUGGUUUGAGCUUUUCUUCUGCCUCCAUUUACCAAA
Messenger RNA from Stegastes partitus (bicolor damselfish), 3834 nucleotides. RefSeq names its product gelsolin a (gene gsna). The transcript is spliced from 14 exons. The coding region runs from base 546 to 2414 and encodes 622 amino acids. Gene Ontology annotation, molecular function: actin filament binding; phosphatidylinositol-4,5-bisphosphate binding. NCBI's taxonomy places the organism in Eukaryota, Metazoa, Chordata, Actinopteri, Pomacentridae. Gene Ontology annotation, biological process: central nervous system development; cell projection assembly; barbed-end actin filament capping. Gene Ontology annotation, cellular component: cytoplasm; actin cytoskeleton. The record is from RefSeq and is a predicted model, not a curated record.